Messenger RNA from Chironomus riparius, 1776 nucleotides. Lineage: Eukaryota; Metazoa; Arthropoda; Insecta; Diptera; Chironomidae. The record is from the annotation of a GenBank genome assembly.
AUGGCUGAUAAUGAAGAGAUCUCAAAGAAUGUCUAUUGCGUAACUGAAGUUUAUGUUCUUAAAAAUGUGUCAUCAGACACGUGGAGAUUAAUCAACAAGUAUUCACAUCCAACAUGGGCCACAUUUGCACAUGAUCAUCUCCGAUUAGGAAUUUGUGUAAAUGAAUGUAAAAAGGAGCUGAAUAUGUUUGAAAUACAAGAUAGUAAGCAUGAUGAAAGAGGUAUGAGUAUUGUGGGAAGUUUGCCAAAUUACAUGACAAAACCAAGCCAAUAUGAAGGUCAAAUAAUUGAUGAUAUCAAUUACGGGCCAUUAAUCGAUAAGUGUGUCAAUAAAAGGAUGAAAAAGAAGUUUGGAUUACAAGUAGCAACAAGAAUUAAUUAUUGCAAUGAUAAUGAACAAAAGUCAUCGAUUAUUGAUUUGAACUUCCUGAAUGCUUCAUUGUUUACGUUCAUUUGUGGAGUUGUUGCAUUAAAUGUGCUUGCAUCUCUUGGAUAUGGAAAAUCAUCAAAAAUCAUUCAAAGCUUCAAUUCAUCAGAAAACAUCAAGUCAUUCUUAACGGUUAAUGAAUCAUCUGAUCUAAACAUUCUGUAUUCAAUUAAAUUUUACAGCUUAUUACUAGUCAUUAUUGGACAUGGAAUUAUGAUGAUUGGAUACAUGUUUUGUGAAAAUGGCGCACUUACAGAAGAGAUAACUUGGACACCAUUUACAAUUCUUAUAAAUAUGGGGCGGCUGUCUAUCCAAAACUUCUUUACAAUCGCUGGAUUUCUUUUAGGGAUUAAGUUUUUAAAGCCUGAUUCUGAAUUAAAGGCUGCUGGGCUUUUGAAAAGUAUUUUUAUCCGGUAUAUUGGGUUCAUUCCAGUCAUCAUACUUGUAUUCCUUGUGAGUUUAAUGCCCACAAGUCUCCUGAGAACAGAUCCAUUCCUUCGAUAUUACACAGAAAAAGAAGAGAUCCACUGCAAAAACAAUUUUUGGACCAACAUAUUUAUGAUCAAUAACUUUGUUAAGCCAGACGAACCAUGCCUACAACACACAUGGUAUUUAGCAGCUGAAUUUCAACUUUUUGUUAUCGGACUUUUAAUUAUUGUAUUAAUCAAAAGAUUUCAUCGCUUUGGAAUUUUCAUCGGAACUGUUUGCUUCAUUGUACCUGCAAUAUGGACUGUCUACAAAGUUCAUCCAUCUUUUCCUGGAUUUUUUUCACCUGAAUCUGGUCGCUUUCUUUUCCGAAACAACCUCUUCUACCUCAAAUAUCACCUACCAACCUAUGCGAACUUUGAUAACUAUUUUGUAGGCUUACUAGGAUCACUGCUUUAUAACAACACAAAGAUUACUCAAUCUAAGUUAUUCAUAAAGUAUUAUCAUUUGAUCUGCGUUCUGUCAGUCAGCAUAUAUGCGGUUGGUCAAGUAAUUAUUUAUCUGACAAAUUUCGAGAAGUCAUCCCUAUUAUUCACGAUAUUUUUAACGGAAUCGCGUAAGCUGUGGGGACUAAGCUUGAUAAUCUUAAUAAUUGGAUGUCAUGUGAAUAAAUCACGAAAUUCAGCAGCAAAAUUCCUAAAUUGGAAGGCAACGGUACUCUUGGGAAAGAUAAAUCUUGAAGUUUAUCUGCUGCAUAUGUUAAUAAUGUUCAUACUGCAAUUUGGAACUGGACCAAUUCGUGCAACAACGAUAGAAUCGCUUAAAUUCAAUUUGUCAUCGAUAUUUUUGACUUAUGUCGUAAGUUUCAUCGUCCAUGUCUUCAUAUUAUUACCAUACCGAAAGAUAAUAAAGUUGUUUACGUGA